UCAGGGAAUGAUCAAUUUUUGCGUUAUUGUGUACAUGGAUGACAUUUUGGUGUAUUCUAAGCCGUUCCAUGGACACGCGCAGUAUAUUGAAUCAAUUUGAAUGGACACUUGGCGCGCUGCGGGAUGCGGGUUUCAAGAUUGCGUUGGAGAAGAGCGAUUUUUUCCUGUCCGAGAUCUCGUUCCUAGGAGAGGCACGGAAGCGCAGACGGAUUGACACGACUACACAGACCAGGCAAGGUGCCACGCAACGAAGAGAUCACUCUGUGGAAGGAAUCAAAGCAGCCCAAGGGACCCGGUGGACCAGAGACAACAUUCACCCCGCCGCGAACGAGGGCGUGGAGUUACUCAUCAUUCAGGCGUGGAGAACGGCGGUGGAAGGGGAUUUAUUGGGAUUCGUCUUCGGAUCGGUGGAAGCAGUACAUCGACAGCUGAUCGUCAGGGAACUCUUGAUCCUCUUGACGCAGCUGCUGGACAAUUUGUCGAUCAACAUUGUCUCGCACUGCGAUGAGAGCUCGGCGCCGCAUAUUCUCUCGUGCACUCUGACGCCAUAUCUACAUUGGUCGGCAUGCUUGGAGGGUGGUUGGGACAAUUGUAGUUACCCGUCACACGGUAACUACCUGAACCCUGCGAAGAUAGUCGACCUUCUAUUCGUGGAUCGAGUGGAGCAGACGUCGGAAGAGGAGGAAGGCGAAGAGGAAGAAGAGGAAGAGGGAGACGAAUCGGAGGACACCCCCGAAGAGGACGAGUAUUACAGCGAGCACAGUGAGCAUGAGUCGGGGGCAAUAAGUGAAGUGGAGGAGGAGGACGAAAGCGAGGAAGAGGAGGCAGGACUGAUGGGAACACAGGAAGAGGAUCCUGCUGCGACCGAGCGACGCCGGGCAGAAAUCGCGGAGGGAAAGUGGACGUUGGAACAGGCGGUGGGGACUUAUUUGCCGAUUCCGGACGAUCUGACCAGAGAUACGGAGCCGCCAACGGAGGAAGAUGAGCGCUGCGCCGCAGAGGCUUCGAGCGCGCCGACACGGAGGCGACGAAGCCAAUCCCCCUCCCCCUCCCUCCGUCCCUCAGUUCGAGCACGUGCCGAUGCGGGGCAUCGGGCUACGUCCCUGGUAAUUAUCCCCUCGUCCCCUUGAUUACCUUACAUUCUGGCAGAUAGACACCCCCCUCAUCUUUCCCCAAAAUCCUCUCCCCUCCUCCCGCUUCUACCAAUUCUACGCCAUCCGCCUCGCCGCCACGAUAUACCCGCACCCCACCACUGAGUGCGUCUUUCCUUCCUUUUGCCUUCACAUCCUUCUUUUCACCACCGCCUGGCGGGAUCACAAUGUGAUCGAAGUUUACAACAGAAAAAUUGUGGGAAAUUUUCAUCAAGUUUUCAACUUGGGCACAACACUGGACCAGCAUUGGAAGUACGUGAAAUGAUGCGGCCAACCAUCUAGGAGGGUCGGGUCCAUGUUUCCAACCGUUUACCAACAUGCGGCCAACAUGUUUUCAACAUGCGUUCAACGUUGGUCCAACAUGUUUCCAACACGUUUCCAACAAGUGUGUGUUCGAAAAUUUGUGCUCUUAAGUUCCCAGCAAUGCAGUUCACUACUGCGUGGAAACGGUGGCGCAAGUGACCUCAUUUCACCUUUGUGUAGCCCGCAGUAGUGAACCGUGAUGUUCUCGUGGCUGCGCGGGUCGCGGAGGCGCACGGUUGACACAAUGGAUGGGCGAGCUAUGUAAUGAGACGGGGGGGUUGGUUGGGCAAAAAAAAACAAAUCGGCAAUAAAAGA
Molecule: messenger RNA, 1769 nt
Organism: Chara braunii
Lineage: Eukaryota; Viridiplantae; Streptophyta; Charophyceae; Charales; Characeae
Source: the annotation of a GenBank genome assembly